Molecule: messenger RNA, 778 nt
Organism: Drosophila hydei
Lineage: Eukaryota; Metazoa; Arthropoda; Insecta; Diptera; Drosophilidae
Product: transmembrane protein 186
Exons: 2
Cellular component (GO): mitochondrion
Source: RefSeq, a predicted model, not a curated record
CAGCGAUCAAUAGUGUUUAUCCAACAGCCGCACAACAAAACAACAUGUUUUGCAGUGCUGCAACGCUUCUGCAGUAAACAAAUUUUUAAAUUGCCCUUGUCAUAUUGUGGGAGCAGCUGUCACCGCCAUGCAACAACAAAAACUCCAACGUCAACAACAACAAAUGCUGAGAAAUGCACAGCUUUAGACGACGGUUUUACGGAUUGGCGGCCUAUAUAUAGGUUGCCCUUAAUACGCCUUGUAGCUGCAUUUAAUCGUCUUAAAGUCUAUCAGGCAAUAUUAACUGCAGCUGGAACACCUCUCGUUUUUGCUCUGCAAAAUGCUGGUCACGUCUCGGGUGAUGCGCUGGGGAUCUACGCAGCCAUUGGAGUCUCGGGUCUGAUGACGCUCUCGCUGGGCAGUUAUUUGUCGUCUAAUAUGAUUGGUUUCAUCUACGUCAACGAUCAACAUGAUCAGUUAAAACUGGCCUAUGUGGACUUCUGGGGACGACGCAAAGAGUCGCUCGUCGACAUUGAGGAUUUGCUCCCAGAUUGGGAACCAAAGAGCAAGCAACGUCUGGGCUUCUAUCAGCCCAUCUGUCUGCGAGACAAUGAAAAGCAGCGCUACAAGCUCAUUCAUCGCUUCGGAAUCAUAACAGAUCCUCUUCUAUUCGAAGGUCUGUUUGGGAAAUGAUUUGACUUGUUUCUAAAUGAUCAUUCGCUUGUUUUAAUUAUAAAAAUGUAUAUAUAUAUACUUUAAUAUAGUUUAUAAAUGAAAACAAAACAAGUUAAGCUACAUA